Aspergillus puulaauensis is the source of this 3072-nucleotide messenger RNA. RefSeq names its product cleavage polyadenylation factor subunit RNA14 (gene rna14). The record is from RefSeq and is a predicted model, not a curated record. Gene Ontology annotation, molecular function: protein binding; mRNA binding. Gene Ontology annotation, cellular component: nucleus. The coding region runs from base 1 to 3072 and encodes 1023 amino acids. NCBI's taxonomy places the organism in Eukaryota, Fungi, Ascomycota, Eurotiomycetes, Eurotiales, Aspergillaceae. The transcript is spliced from 5 exons. Gene Ontology annotation, biological process: mRNA 3'-end processing.
AUGGCUGAAGAUGACGCUGAGAACGCCUUCUUUCAGGCCCAAGCCAUGAAUGUUGGCUCAAUGGAUGAUAAUAAUGGUGCUAAAGAUCAGGAUGAGAAUGCCUCGGAUUCGGACGACUACGAUCCUUCUAGUACACUCCAAGGACAGUAUCCUGGGCCCUCGGAGGAACCCAACUCCGGCGAAAACACCUCCCCAGAUACUCCUACUUCAGUUUCGCAGCCCAAACCCCAGACUUCCCUUCCCCAAGACGCGGACCCUAGUCAGCAGACUGGCAGUGCCUACCCAUCUCAGCCACCUUCACGACCCGAGUCUCAGACUUCGACGUCAGUACCGGCCUCUGGUACCUCAGUUCAACCGAAAACCAGAACUAUUGGUGGGUUUGUGGUUGAGGAUGAGGAUGAGGAUGACACGGGGGAUGCAGAUUAUGAGCCACCAGCUGUACUAGGUGUCGAGGACUUGAAUACUAUACCUUCGCAUCCCACUCCAGGAAAUGCAAAUGAAGCUACUUCUACCCCUGAUGUAUCAUUUGGUGAAGCUGCGCAUGAAUCUGCCAGCGCGAAGAAUGUUCCUAAUAGUUCUCUUUCCUCUGUUCCUCUCGCUUUUAAGAAUGAUGGGUCUAUGAAUACAGACCAGAAUCUGUACAACUCACGUACUUCCUUGCAGCCCGAAACUGCGCAAGGUAGUGCAGCAGUCACUCCUACACCAGACUCUCCCUCUACCGUCAAAGGUCGCUUGCCUCAUGAUCGAGUCGGAAUACUAGAAGACAGAAUACAGGAAGAUCCUCGAGGUGACAUCCCUGCCUGGCUCGAGUUGAUUAAUGAACACAGGGGCCGCAAUAGGAUUGAUAGUGCUCGAGAUGUUUACGAACGGUUUUUGCAGGUGUUUCCUCUAUCUGCCGAAGCAUGGGUGGCAUACGCAACCAUGGAAUCCGAACUCAACGAGCUAUUUCGUCUCGAACAAAUAUUUAAUAGGACGCUUCUUACUAUUCCGGCGGUUCAACUGUGGACGGUCUACUUAGAUUACGUGCGACGCCGCAACCCUCUAUCAACGGACACAACUGGGCAGGCCCGAAGAAUUAUCUCAUCCGCAUAUGACCUUGCGCUUCAGCACAUCGGUAUGGACAAAGACUCUGGGUCUAUCUGGUCCGACUAUAUUCAGUUCAUCCGCUCUGGACCGGGUAACGUCGGAGGUUCUGGAUGGCAGGACCAGCAGAAAAUGGAUCUCCUCCGCAAGGGCUACCAGAGAGCCAUCUGUGUUCCAAUGCAGGUGGUAAACACGCUAUGGAAAGAAUACGAUCAGUUUGAGAUGGGUCUUAAUAAACUUACGGGACGGAAGUUCUUGCAAGAACAGUCACCUUCGUAUAUGACCGCACGCAGCUCCUAUACCGAGUUGCAAAACUUCACACGAGACUUGAUCCGGACAACAUUCCCCAGGUUACCUCCUGUCCCUGGUUCGGAUGGAGACGUCGAGUUUUUGCAACAAAUUGAGAUCUGGAAACGCUGGAUUAGCUGGGAGAAAGGAGAUCCUCUGGUUUUGAGGGAAGACGACCUAGCUGCAUACAAAACUCGUGUGGCCUACGUUUACAAGCAAGCUCUUAUGGCGCUUAGGUUUCUUCCGGAAAUCUGGUUCGAGGCAGCUGAUUUCUGUUUCCUCAACGACAUGGAGACAGAAGGAAACGAUUUUUUGAAAAACGGCAUCGAUGCUAACCCUGAAAGUUGUUUGCUUGCAUUUAAACGUGCCGAUCGGCUUGAAAUCACUUCGGAAUCUGAACAAGAUCCCAUCAAACGAGGCACCAAGGUAAGGGAGCCGUAUGACAGGCUUCUUGAUUCGCUUUACGAUUUGAUUGCCAAAGCACGCACGCGAGAAACACAAGAUGUUGCUCGCCUUGAGGAAACAUUUAAGUCGAAUCCCGAUACACCGCCAGUGAGAAAUGAUGACGAUGACGAUGAUGACGAUCAGAGGGAAAUAAAAACUAAAGAAUCUGUCAAAAAUUCCCAGAUCGAGGCGGUUCGGAAUGCGCAUUCCAUACAGAUUGGUAUAUUAUCCAAAACCGUUUCCUUCGCGUGGAUAGCUCUUAUGCGUGCCAUGCGCCGCAUCCAGGGCAAAGGCAAGCCUGGAGAAAUCCCUGGAUCCCGGCAAGUCUUUGCAGAUGCCCGAAAGAAGGGACGCAUCACGAGUGAUGUCUAUAUUGCGAGCGCUCUCAUCGAGUACCAUUGUUACAAGGAUCCAGCUGCCACCAAGAUCUUUGAACGGGGGGCUAAACUAUUUCCCGAUGAUGAGAAUUUCGCUCUCGAAUAUUUAAAGCAUUUAAUCGAUAUCAAUGAUGUCAUUAAUGCCCGAGCAGUGUUCGAGAUGACAGUGAGAAAGCUUGCCUCAAACCCUGAUAACGUACAUAAGACCAAGCCUAUAUUUGCAUUCCUUCAUGAAUAUGAGUCAAGGUACGGUGAUUUGGUCCAGGUCAUAAAUCUCGAGACUCGCAUGCGCGAACUAUUCCCAGAUGAUCCAACAUUGGAGCAAUUUGCGUAUCGAUUUGCCACUCCUAACUUCGAUCCUACGACUUUUCGACCCAUAAUCUCUCCUUCCCAAACAAGACCGAAGACGGGAUAUCCUGGGGCGCAAGUGACAUCUCGCCACGGCACUCCUACAUCAAGACCUCAGGAUCAUUCAGUCACUCAUUCACCCAAGAGACCGCUAGAGGAUUUCGAUGAUGAUAUUUCGCGGCCUCGCAAAUUUGUUCGGGGCGAGUCGCCCCUAAAAACAACACAGAGACGACAAUUGGAUCAGCAAAAGCGAACGCAGCCGACGCUCCAAGUUCCAACAAGUGGGUCGCAAUACCGAUCUCAGGGCUCGCCCGCUCCAUUACCUCGCGAUAUUGUAUAUCUACUCAGUGUUAUUCCCGCGGCUUCAACCUACACCGCUGGCCGCUUCUCGGCAGACAAGAUGGUCGACCUUAUCCGCCGACUGGACAUGCCAGCUUCUAUCUCGCAAAUACCCUUACCUCAAUCUGCGCGUGGGCUCGGGACAGGGCAAACGACUAUAGGAGGGCAACAAUUCUCCGGGGCGUACCGUUAG